AUGUCUCCCGCUUUUUCUAUAGCAGCUAACACGGAAAAACACCUCAGGGCCCCCACCGGACGAACAGCUGGACCUCAGGCUGUCCCUCGGGCUGUCCCUCGGGCUGCUGGUACAGAGGGCUCAAACUUGACAGAAAGGGUGCUACAGCGCGAGAGCGUUCGCCCUAUCCCCACUUGUACCUUUGCGGCUGGCUCGGUAGCAUCGCCAGCUCCAAGCAGACAGCUCUCGAAAUCGGAAUUCGAAGCACGACGCAAGAAAUCGACUAAAGAUAGAGCGCAAACUCACCUUGCUGGUAGAAUUAGCCAAGCACGAGCACCGAGCACUACAAACGCAGGGAGUACACCAUCAAAUGUAGGCCCCUGGUCAACCAGUUAUAGGCGACCAACAAGCACAAGCAAAGAACAACAGACUGCAAGUCAACCACCAUCGUCAGGUGCCAAUGGUUCGCAACCACCCACUACUAGCGAUAGACCCCCGGUGGACAUCAAUGAGGACAAGAAACGAUCAGAGACAGCAACUGAUCCACAACACCUUGAGUCACCUGGGGACUUGGCGCGUGUAUCGCACUGCGCAGGGCCUUCAACAAGUCAUCCGGCGUCUGAAAUCCGCACCAUCAACCUUGGUAUUGAAACAGAAUUCUACCUUGCUUCACGUGUCACAGAUUAUUUUGAAAGCGACGUGACAAGUUUUGUCACUUUUCUUACACAGAGCUACAAUGCAAAGGUACCACAGCAACAUCCUCGAAUGCGCCCGGACUUCCGACCGUAUAGUUUCGAUGGUGAUUAUCACAGAUGGUGCAUAGUCCUUGAUGCGACUAUGAGUUCUCUCUUUUCACCAUGGGGGUUGGAGUUGGUAUCACCUAUCUUUAAAGCCUUUCCUUUCUCAACAUGGCGAAAAGAUGUCGAAGCGGCUUGGAAAUUUCUUCGGUCUUAUUACAAUGUUCUGGGAACUGAGCUUUGUGCCACCCACAUACAUAUUUCAAUUGAGUCAGAGUACAGCUUGCAAGAUUUAAAGCGAAUUGCUCAGGCCGUCAUUCACUUUGAGACCGCUCUCGAGGCUUUGAUGCCGCCUGACCGUAGGGGAAAUGAGUACGCUAAGAGCAAUUGGCUUGACGGUCAUCGAUUUGGGCGAGAAGGGCUAACCCGACAUGAAUCUAUUGCUGCCAUCGGGAAAGUAUCUCAUCUCCGUGAAUUGGUAGAUCUGAUGCAACCUUUUAGAUUUGGCACAGACAGAGACUACGCUUGGAACUUCCUCGGCCUACAAUCAUUCCCAAGGACGAUCGAAUUUCGCAAGCCUCCAGUAAGUCUAACGUCGGACGCGGCUCUUAGCUGGGCAGAGCUCGCCCUUGCAUUCGUUCAUGCAUCCGUCAGAUGUGAGUCUUCCAAACUACAAAAAGUCCCACCAACCAUUGGAGGUCUACGCUGGUUCUUACAUCAGUUCCAUGUGCCUGGAAUGAACGAGCCUGCUCGCUUGGAGAGAUUGUGGAAAGGCAAGGACCCGAGGGCAGCAGUAGAACCAAUACCCCUUCCCGAAGGGAAAAAGGAGGAAAUUGAAGACAUGAAGACAAGGCUUCGUGUGUUGGCAGAGGCCGACAAACGCCAGAUCCAAGCAUUUGCAGACACUACGCAAGAGCCCUACUGGUAA
Molecule: messenger RNA, 1644 nt
Organism: Endocarpon pusillum Z07020
Lineage: Eukaryota; Fungi; Ascomycota; Eurotiomycetes; Verrucariales; Verrucariaceae
Exons: 2
Coding region: 1-1644 (547 amino acids)
Source: RefSeq, a predicted model, not a curated record